Molecule: messenger RNA, 313 nt
Organism: Xenopus laevis (African clawed frog)
Lineage: Eukaryota; Metazoa; Chordata; Amphibia; Anura; Pipidae
Gene: cox7c.L
Product: cytochrome c oxidase subunit VIIc L homeolog
Exons: 3
Coding region: 16-207 (63 amino acids)
Biological process (GO): mitochondrial electron transport, cytochrome c to oxygen; oxidative phosphorylation
Cellular component (GO): mitochondrial inner membrane; respiratory chain complex IV
Source: RefSeq, marked provisional
UCCUUCGUCGCCAUCAUGUUCGGUCAGACUGUUCGUAGGUUUGCCACGUCCGCUAUUCGCAGGUCCCACUACGAGGAGGGCCCUGGCAAGAACCUGCCUUUCUCCGUUGAAAACAAGUGGCGACUGCUAGGGAUGAUGACCCUGUUUUUUGGCAGUGGCUUCGCUUUCCCAUUCAUUAUAGUAAGACACCAGCUGUUGAAAAAAUGAGCACUUAAUAAAUCAAGGUACAGAGGACCUUCUAUAACAGUGACCAUAAUGAAAUUGUUUCGCCGUGCAAGACAUGGACUGUAAAUAAAAAAUACAUGUGAGGUCG